AUGUUAAAGAUUCCGGACACUUACGGAUUUGGUAUAGAUGUGUCUUUGCCCAGCGCUAAAAGCUACGCUGAAAAAGGUGUUGACUGUUGCGAUGAAAAACUGCGAGUAUUGAUAAAUGACGCCUACGAUUUGUUGAGCGCUGAAAAGUCUGAUAUUAUACCAGAUGAUGAGACAGCUGCAAAGGUCAUUAAAGAAUUAAUAGAAAAAGAUUACCGAAAGAAGUUUGACGUGACAGUUCAAAAUCAAGAUUUUGGCAAAAGGACAUUUGAAUCUGACAGCUUAGCUUGCAAGUUCAAACACAAAAACAAAUUUUUCUUAGCUUUUUCUACACGAAAUGAUAACCAAAAUAAAGAAAGUUUUAAUAUCGGAUUUAAAGCCACAAACUCUUACCAAAGUUUCGGGCAACUUGGAGGUGCCAGAAGUCACUCUGGGCAUUUGAAGGACUCAAAUCUCGAAACAGACGAAACGAAAGGGAUUGUUAUCACCGCUUUCGUUGAUGUUUAA
Messenger RNA from Enterobius vermicularis (human pinworm), 504 nucleotides. The record is from the annotation of a GenBank genome assembly. NCBI's taxonomy places the organism in Eukaryota, Metazoa, Nematoda, Chromadorea, Rhabditida, Oxyuridae.